AUGUCAAUGAUAAUGAAUACUACAACUCUUAUUCCAUUAUCUGAAAUGUCGUCGUCCGCGGUAAAAGUUCAAUUUAAUGAUAGUGCAAUUCGUAGGGAAAUUAUGUUAUUCAUAUUCGAAGUCAAUUUUUGGAUAAGAAUUACUGAUGUCUGUAUAGCAAUUUGUGGUAUAAUCGGUAAUUUAUUAGCGUUAAUCGUCAUUAAUCGUCGAUCCCUAAGAGAUACAUCAUCGUCCGUGUUCAUCACUUAUUUAGCCAUAUUUGAUAUCUGUGUAUUGAGUGUACAUGUAAUUAAUAUUGGAAUAUCAGAUAUGCUUAAUUUAAUUCUACACUGCCUUCUUGCUUACUUAGCAGAUUUAUUUACGUUUUGUAGUGUUUGGAUAAUGGUCAUCGUCACACUAGAACGUUGUGUGGCUGUUCAUUCACCAUUUCUAGCAAAACGUUUUUGUACGGUGCAACGUGCUCGUUAUAAUGUUUAUGCUUUAAUAAUUCUCGCAUUUGUUUUUUUCUCUUCAACAUUCCCGAUUAUUUAUAUAGCGGAUUUUAUGCAUAAAAAAUGUAUAAUUCGUGCAAAAUCACAAAAAAUGAUUCGUUAUGUUAAACCGAUAAUAUUCUAUUGUAUUCCUGAUGUUUUACUUUUAGCAAAUUUGUUUGUCAUCUAUGAAUUAUGGCUAGCAUCAAGAAUGAGAAAAAAAACAUUAAUAAAUCCAGAAGCUUCAAUUAAUUUACAUGCUGCUAAUUUUAAUCGAAAACAAACACAAUUGACACUUAUGUUAGUCAGUGUAUCAAUAAGUUUCUACAUAUUUACUACACCGGCAAUUAUCGAUUAUAUUCUACAAAUGAAUCCACCAAAACGUCCUGAUGUUAAAAAAUUAAAAUCACGUUUUUUAAGAACUAAUUUAACAACAUUACUAUUACAAUUGAAUAGUGCAACAAAUUUUAUAUUCUAUUGUUUAGCUGGUAAAAAAUUUCGUACAGCAUGCAUAGAAACAAUUAAAGAGUCAUAUGAACAUCUAGUCUAUGUAUGGUAUCGAUACAUCAUGAAUAGAAAAAAUUAUGAGAAAAAACAUCGAUAUGAUAUGCGUUUGAGUGGCGGCUAUUUAUCACCAGGUCCAUUAGGUGAAAAUGACAUUAAAAUGGGAGACGGUGGAAGACGACGAACACAAUCGACAUCAGUUGUACUGCAUAAUUAUAACACUGCAUCGAAAAGAGCAAGUAAUGAAACAAUUCUCAGUUCAAAUUUAUAUAGUAGAAAACAGUCAAGAGUGUAG
This is a messenger RNA of Didymodactylos carnosus, 1269 nucleotides long. The record is from the annotation of a GenBank genome assembly. Lineage: Eukaryota; Metazoa; Rotifera; Eurotatoria; Philodinida; Philodinidae.